Molecule: messenger RNA, 1493 nt
Organism: Heterobasidion irregulare TC 32-1
Lineage: Eukaryota; Fungi; Basidiomycota; Agaricomycetes; Russulales; Bondarzewiaceae
Exons: 3
Coding region: 65-1234 (389 amino acids)
Source: RefSeq, a predicted model, not a curated record
UUUGGCUCCCGACAACAGAGCUCUUUCGGCAUCGGGCAGCUCAUCGUCCUCGUCGUCCUCCACAAUGGCGACCCUUUUUUCCUUGGCCAGAGCCAGGCCUCUCUACCUCUCUCCUAGCACCUUUCUCACAUCUCGCGCAACGACAUUCCGAAGCCUCCAUGUCUCGCCCAUAGCACGAAAAUCGAAAAAGGGGAGAAGGGCGGCGAGCGCCGACGUUGACAACCUCUUCACCGACUCGAAUGACACGUCCGGCGACCUCUUCACCUUCACAUCCUCCGAGUCCACACCCACCUCACCGUCAGCCUCCAAUACUUCCCCGACGGGGCUUAGUUCCUCACUGCAUCCAGCCUCCGCCAAUACGAAGCACAACGGCCGCCUUGAUCCAGCGGCGCGGGCACAGCGGUUCGAAGAGCUCUUUGUGUUCGUCCAGGUGCACAUAGGUCGCAGCCCCACAGCCAAGGACGCGCUUCAGGUCCGCGACUCCGCAUGGAAGCACCUCUUCUCGCUUGCCAAAGAUCGUGCGCAGAUGGAGCGCGUAGUCGCGAUGUUCGCACAAUGGCGAGAGGGCGGGCGGACGUUCAAGCCCGACAUGGUCAUGGCCUUCGUCCGUCGCUGCGAGGAACUCAAAUGCCCCGACCUCGCGCUCGACGUGUUCUCGAACCGCCCAAAAUAUGGCAUGGACCUUGCCUUGCCCGCUAUAGGGCGCAGGCUACUGCACGCGCUGCACGCACACCACCCGCUCUCUGCCAGCGUCACCCUUGGCGCACUCUACGGGCUCUACCGUCUCCCCUCGCUUGCCUCGGACCCCAUCGCCUGUGCCCUCCUCCUAACUGCAUGUCUGCGUGCCACGACCGCCUCUGCUAUCCCAGCCCCUCCGCCUUCCUCUGUAUCCUCCUCCACAUCACCUGACGCCCCGAGCGAUGCUGUCACCAUGCCGCCCAUCGCGCCCGCUAAGUCUACCGCCAAGCCUGCGCGCGUCGUCGCAAAUGCGCUGCUCCCCGUACUCCGUGAUCUACUCGCGAAGACGGAGCCGAUGCCGAUCGACCCGAAUGGCCCACGUAAGGGCGCGGGGCACGCGGGCGAGGUCGUGCGCGAGCGCGUGUGGCUCAAAUGGUGCUUGCAGCGCAUCGAACGCGCGCUGGUGAGCCGCGGCGAGGACGCGGGAUGGGUGCAUGAGUGGAGGGUAAGGAGUGGAUAUGUGAACGAGGAGACGAUCGGGCGCGCAGCGGUAUAGUAGUGGUUUGGAUUAAUGAUUGAGCGGGUUUUCUUUGCGCUGCGCAGCGUUGCUUGGAUUUGAUCUGGAUUUUCGACUUGAGUGUAUGUGCGCCGCGUGCGGUGAUACGAGGUGUCGUGCGCUUUCUGUCAUUCUUACUCACGUUCUCUCUCUCUACGUUGGGCGCGCGGUUUCGACGUGAGUGGCAGUCAUCGCUUUCUGAUCCUGUUUCACAUUGCGGGACCCGCAGUCUGCCAAUGGUAUCCUCGACCGCGCCGUC